CUUUUCUUUUUCUUUUUUUCGAGCGGGGAGGAUCUGGAGAGCUGAGAGAAAACAGUUCAGUGUCAACACGGAGGGACCCGCCGAUACCCGGGGUUCACCUUUAUACCCACAUUUAUCCUCUAAUCCCUGCUCAUCUGCGGAAUAACUUCCUGUGAAGGGGUUCGGAGCCGCUGGUUCGAUGGAUCGAUACGAUGAUCUGGACCUGGACCUGGAGUGUGAGGAGGGAAACGUCUCUCAAAAAGCUGCUAUAUUCGGUGGGAUGUUCAAGAAAUCGAUCAAGUCCUCGGAGCCGACGGUCCAGCCUCAGGACAACUUAUCGUCCAGCACAGAGCUGUCCAGGAGCAGCGACAGCCUGACCGACGGCGGCAGCAAGGAUAAAGGAGUGUUUAAGGGGAUGUUUAAAAAGACAACCAAAGCUGCCAAGGAGGACCAGCCCCAGCAGGCCGCCUUAUCCGUACAGAACGCUGAGCUGUCUGCCAGCAGCGAACAUCUGGAAAGCAAGUCGUCUAAGGAUAAAUCAGCUGGAAAAUCGAAGCGCUCUCCCAGACUGGGACACAUCCGCCGGGCGUCGCAGGAUCUGCUGGAUCUCUCUUUCAGUCAUGACGACGGGUCAGAGAACAACAAGGAAUCUGGAGGCGUGUUCAGUGGGAUGUUUAAAAAGUCUCCGAAGCUCUCUGCAGCCCAGGCUCAGUCUCAGGAGGAUUUAUCUGCUCCCAGCGAGCUUUCCGGCAGCGCUGACAACCUCAACGCGAAGGAGUCGGGCGGGGUGUUCAGCGGACUCUUCAAGAAGCCACCAAAGCGUUUAGGAGUGAGGACACAGUCUCAGGACGACCUGUCUGCAGACGGCGAGCUCUCCGGCAGCAGCGACGGCCUGGCUGUCAACAGCAACGCUAAGGAGUCGGGAGGGAUGUUCUCUGGGAUGUUUAAAAAGGGCCACAAGCACAGGACGCAGUCUCAGGAGGAUUUGUCUGCAGACGGCAAGCUCUCCGGCAGCAGCGAAAACCUGGACGAGAACCCGUCGAAGGAGAAAGGAGGGCUCUUCAGUGGGGUGUUCAGAAAGAAGGCUGCCAGGUCUCAGUCUCAGGACGACUUGUCCAUGGACGCAGAACCGUCCGCAGAGGGUAAAGGUCACACGGAGAAGCCGUCAAAGGAGAAGAGUGAAAACUCAGAGGACGCCACUGCAGAGAAGCCCAAAACUAAGCAGUUUGGGUUCACUGCCAUGAUGAAGAGUACAUUUCACACCGACAAGAAGGAAAAGAGCCCGAACUCUGACGAGGAGGCAUCAGACAGCGAAGACAACCAGACUGGUCCUAAACAGAACAAGCUGGCAGGAGCCAUGACCAAGCUCAAUCCCUUUCGAGGCGUCCACAAACAUGAGAAGCAGAUGAGCUCAGACGAGGAGGAUCCAGCUGCCAGCGAGAAACCAUCGGCUCACAAACAGAGCGCCGUGGCCGGAGCCAUGUCCAAACUGAACCCUUUCCGUUCUGCCAAUAAAAAAGAGACGGAGGACGGAGAGAGCCUCAAGGACAGCGAGCAACAAGUGAAAGAGAAGCCAAAGCCGGUCAAGAGCAACACGAGCCAGCCAGAGAACCCGGACAGACGUGGAGCGUCUUGGGUCCCUCCCAGACCAGCAGAGAAGGAGAUGAAGAGGACGUCCGCAGACGACAGAGACAAAUCAAGACGACCUCAGUACGAUAAGGAAAGCAAAGACGUGAUCCCCCGACAGAGACAAGAAAGUCCUGAGGAGACUCCUGAAAUCCCAGCCAGACCGUCUGAGCAGGAGAUGAGCAGAACGAGAACUCGUGAUCUACAGAAGCAGAGAACCAGACACCAGAACCAGUCCGGGGAUGAAGGCACUGAGGGAGACGAGUCUGCUGCUGCUGCUGAAAACGGUGAAGAGAUGAACAUUCCAGAGAACACAGCAAAGAAACACAAGAAGCCGAAUCCUUUCAUGCCGCGUUCUGCAGACAAGGCUGCCUCUGACGAUGAAGGCCUGAAAGAUGAGGAUGAGUCUUCAUCAAAAGAGGAAAAGAAAGAAGAGGAAGGCCAGGAGAAAACACCAAAGCCCAAAGUCAAGAAAUACAAGAAGCACAACCCCUUCAUGCCUCGCGUCAAGGGUAAAGUCAUGCAGAGGACGAAGCACGGCGCUGCAGGGAACGAAGAGAGCGAAGGGGCAAACAGAUCCUUGUUCGACCAGCUGGAGGAAUAUCGUGACCCUGGAAACCCUGAAACCCCCCAGGACACGCAGGAUGCUGAGGAUCUCAUGGACUGGUGGAACACUGUGGAGCCAUGGGAGGACCGGCCAGAGGAUGAAGACCUGACGGAAAAAGAGGAAGCUAAGGCCUUCGCCGUCACGGCGGACAAGGUGCAGAAAGGCAUCCGCGUCUUCAACAAGCUGUUCUCGGAGCGCGCCGAGUCGCUGUGGCAGCACGUCAUCGACCUCAACGCCAUCGCAGACGGACUCGACAAGUUCAACAAGAACACCAAGAUCGCCCAGAUCACCGGGGGGUCCACCAGCGCCAUCGGGGGCGUGGCCACCAUCACCGGCCUGGCCCUGGCGCCCGUCACCAUGGGAACCUCCCUCAUCGUGACGGCGGUGGGGCUGGGCAUCGCCACGGCGGGCGGCCUGACGUCGGCGGGCGCCGGCAUCUCCAACCAGGUCAACAACUCCAUGGACCGCAAGAAGGUGGAGAAGAUCGUGGAGGACUACCAGGAGAAGAUCGCCGACCUCAACAAGUGCCUGAAGUUCAUCAAGCAAGGCAUCGAGAACCUGCGGCGCUUCGACCUGAUGAAGAUGAAGAACCACGCCUACAACCAGGACUUCCCCGCGCUCACCAGCAGCUUCUACGAGGACGGCGCCAUGGCGGGCAAGGCCAUCCUCAUCAACGCCAACGAGAUCAUGCGCGUGGUGCAGAUCGCCAACGUGGCGGGCAGCACGGCGGCCAGGGCGGUGCAGAUCGCCAGCAUGGCCACCGGCGUGCUCACCGGACUCUUCGUGGGCAUGGACAUCUACUUCGUGGCCAAGGAUUCCAAAAUCCUCAAGAAAGGCGCCAAGUCGGAGUUUGCCGCCAAAAUCCGGGAGGUGGCGACGCAGCUGCACGACGGCCUGGUGGAGCUGAACACCAUCCGGGAGGAGCUGCAGUCCACCACGCCGGAGGGCAGGGCCGAGGACGCUCCGGCCGGGAACGCCAACCAGGAGGAGGAGAAGAAGGAGAAAGACGACCACGACCACCGCGACAGCUCCAGCGAGGACGAGAUCGACCGCAUCAAGAAGGCCAUCAAGAAGGAGUAUGAGAACAGGGAGUACGUCUGAGCCUGAGACACUGAAACACUGUGGCCUGAUGGGAACGCAGAGGCCGCUUAGUGCCUUUAUAUUCAUAACGCCUCGAGCCCUUCGUGACGCCUCGCCGUGUUUCCUCAUUCGCCUCCCGUUUUCUCUCGGCUGGAAUGUUUUAAUGCUCUCCAGAUGCAGAAUUAGACGGCCUCAGUAAACCAGUCAGAGCUGAGCGGCGCUGCUGGUCUCUGCUGAUUUUCUUUUCUUUAUCAUGUUUACUCCUGUUGACACUGCUGUUGUUCUUCCACAUGUCACUUGUGCUCCCCGCUGUAGUCAGAAUACGUCAUUUUUAUUUAUUUUCCUCCGUUCAGGGCGGACGUGUUUAUUCACUGAUUCCUUUUUAUGUGCAAUACUAUGAAAAGUUUCAGAGAAUUGAAUGUAAAUGUGAGAUUAAAGGCCUUAGCAUCA
Messenger RNA from Salarias fasciatus (jewelled blenny), 3742 nucleotides. It is a transcript of the gene apol1, whose product is annotated as apolipoprotein L, 1. The transcript is spliced from 36 exons. Gene Ontology annotation, biological process: lipid transport; lipoprotein metabolic process. Gene Ontology annotation, molecular function: lipid binding. Gene Ontology annotation, cellular component: membrane; extracellular region. Bases 179 to 3313 code for a protein of 1044 amino acids. The record is from RefSeq and is a predicted model, not a curated record. NCBI's taxonomy places the organism in Eukaryota, Metazoa, Chordata, Actinopteri, Blenniiformes, Blenniidae.